UCUCCCCUCCCUCCCUCUUUCGUUCCCUUCUUUUCCUUCCAGUCUGCUUCUUCUUCUGUUGUGCCGUUGGCUUUGGUCAGGGAACUGGGGGAGGGAUCUCGCGAUUGUUGGGACUUUUUUUUUUUUUUUCCGGGGGGGGGAGAGUUAUUCGGAAGAUGGCGCCCGUUGUAACGGGGAAGUUUGGUGAGCGACCUCAGCCACAGCGAUUAACAAGGGAAGCCAUGAGGAACUACUUGAAGGACAAAGAUGAUCAAACGGUGCUCAUUCUACACGCAAAAGUCGCACAAAAGUCAUAUGGCAAUGAAAAAAGGUUUUUCUGUCCUCCACCGUGUGUAUAUCUGAUGGGCACCGGAUGGCAAAAGAAGUUGGAAAAAAUGGAGAAGGAGGGCUGUACUGAGCAGGAGGCCCAGCCUUGUGCCUUCAUUGGAAUUGGCAACAGUGAGCAGGAGAUGCAGCAGCUCAAUCUGGAGGGCAAGCACUUCUGCACAGCUAAGACGCUGUAUAUCAGUGACUCAGAUAAAAGGAAGCACUUCAUGCUAUCUGUAAAGAUGUUGUAUGGAAACAGUGCCAACAUUGGAGUCUUCUUCAGCAAGAGGAUCAAGGUCAUCUCCAAGCCCUCCAAGAAGAAACAGUCCUUGAAAAAUGCUGAUUUAUGUAUAGCAUCUGGGACAAAGGUGGCCUUGUUUAACCGCCUGCGUUCCCAGACGGUCAGUACCAGGUAUCUCCAUGUGGAGGGGGGAAACUUUCAUGCCAGCUCUCAACAGUGGGGUGCCUUCUACAUUCACCUCUUGGACGAUGAUGAGUCUGAAGGGGAGGAGUUUGCUGUAAGAGAUGGCUAUAUUCACUAUGGCCAGACAGUCAAAUUGGUUUGUUCUGUGACUGGCAUGGCCCUGCCAAGACUGAUCAUUCGAAAAGUGGACAAGCAAGCAGCUUUAAUGGAUGCUGAUGACCCGGUGUCCCAGCUUCACAAGUGUGCCUUUUACCUGAAAGAUACAGACAGGAUGUAUCUCUGUCUAUCACAGGAGAGGAUCAUCCAGUUCCAGGCUACACCGUGCUCCAAAGAGACCAACAAGGACAUGAUUAAUGAUGGUGCUUCAUGGACUAUCAUUAGUACUGACAAAGCAGAGUACACCUUUUAUGAGGGCAUGGGCCCCGUGCCCACACCAGUAACACCUGUCCCUGUGGUUGAAAGCCUGCAGUUAAAUGGUGGAGGAGAUGUUGCUAUGUUGGAGCUGACAGGACAGAACUUCACCCCUAACCUCAGAGUUUGGUUUGGAGAUGUGGAGGCAGACACCAUGUACAGAUGUGGGGAGAGCAUCCUUUGCGUGGUGCCAGACAUCUCUGCCUUUAGGGAGGGUUGGCGCUGGGUGAGACAGCCAGUUCAGGUCCCUGUCACGCUGGUUCGCAGUGAUGGAAUCAUCUACGCCACUGCCUUGACCUUCACGUAUACCCCCGAACCAGGGCCAAGACCUCACUGCAGUGCUGCUGGAGCUAUUCUGCGGUCACACAGCACCUCUUCAUCAUCACCCGCAUCUUCAUCCUCACCUUCAUCUUUGAUGGGUGUGCUUGGGGAUGGCCACGGAGCCUACAGCAGUAGUGACUCUGGCAUGUCGUCUGGGACUUCAGCUAUGUCGGUGCUGUCAUAG
Molecule: messenger RNA, 1646 nt
Organism: Maylandia zebra (zebra mbuna)
Lineage: Eukaryota; Metazoa; Chordata; Actinopteri; Cichliformes; Cichlidae
Gene: rbpja
Product: recombination signal binding protein for immunoglobulin kappa J region a
Biological process (GO): regulation of transcription by RNA polymerase II
Cellular component (GO): nucleus
Molecular function (GO): RNA polymerase II cis-regulatory region sequence-specific DNA binding; DNA-binding transcription activator activity, RNA polymerase II-specific
Source: RefSeq, marked inferred